AACUGCUGCAAUACACUGAACACAAUAUACAUAUAAACACGUGGGUCAUCGUUGCCUUGUUCAAGCGAAUUAUUGAAAUUUUACCCGAAAUUUGAACGUUUUCAAUGAAAUUAUUGUAAUUAUUGUAAAUUUUCGAAAAUCUGUCGUUGUGUAAAAAUCCCAUCACCAUGAGUUCGUCGUCAUUUUUCUUAAAAGGAAAGCCAAAAUCGGCAAAAAAGCGGAAGAUGCCAUUGGAUAGUAAAUUUGGUAAAAAGAAUGAAUUACCAAAACCGCCAAAAGUUGAUCAAACCGAAGAUGACGAAGAGAUUCACAGCUCUGAUGAAGAUGAAGAGAAUAUGGCAACGGAACAGUUUUCGGAAGUUGAAGAUGAAGAAAUUGCCGAAACUCCACAAGAUAAACGGCUAAAAUUGGCCAAAUUGUAUUUGGAGGAAAUAGAAAAAGAGGAAAAAAGUCGAGCCGAAGAUCGGGAACUGUUGGAAAACAAUGUGUCACAACGUUUGACUGAUGAAUAUUUGGAUAGCAUUGGUAAACUACGGAGAAAAGUAGCCGAAACCUAUACAGGAUAUGAUGAAAAGAAUAUAGUACAAGUAAAGCAUAAGUUACACCAAUUGCCGGUGACAUGUGUUUGUCUAACGGCCGAUAAUAAAUUUCUGUUUACGGGAAAUAAAUCAGCCAUCGUGCUGAAGUGGAACUGUGACAGCAUGAAAGUAAUCGGCAACAUUGAUUGCAAUGUUGGGAAGAGUGUUGAUGAAAUUGAAAAUAGUAAGAAGAAACGACGACCACAGACCUAUGCACUGGCAGUCACAACUGAUGGCAAAUUUUUGGCAAUUGGCGAUAUGAGUCCAUACAUUCAAAUCUGGUGCUGCGAAAAAUUGACACAUUUACAAACAUUCAAGGGACACCGAGAUAUUGUUACAUCAUUAGUAUUUCGAAAAGAUACACAUGAUUUGUAUUCAGCAAGCAGAGAUCGUUCGGUAAAAAUUUGGUCACUCGAUGAAAUGGCAUACGUUGAAACACUGUACGGUCACCAGUCAGCGAUAACCUGCAUCGAUGCAUUGUCACGGGAGCGUGCCAUUACAGCUGGUGGUUCGGAUCGAAGUGUACGCAUUUGGAAAAUUGUCGAAGAAUCACAGCUAGUGUACAAUGGCCAUAGUGGCAGUAUCGAUAUAGUCAAAUUAAUCAACGAAGAGAAUUUCAUUUCGGCUGGAGACGAUGGGACGCUUUGUCUGUGGAGCGCAAUGAAAAAGAAGGCAUUAUGUUCCAAGGAGUUGGCUCACGGAAAAUCUGAUGAAAAUGAUCAAGCCAAUUGGAUUAGCGCAGUUGCGACAUUGAUCAAUACAGAUAUUAUAGCUUCAGGAUCAUGUGAUGGAGUGAUUCGAUUAUGGAAAUUGGGUGAAAAUUAUCGAGAAAUGUCGCUUUUGUUUGAGGUGCCUGUCCGAGGUUUUGUAAACAGUUUAGCGUUUACAAAUGAUGGAACAAAAUUGAUAGCGGCCGUUGGCCAAGAGCAUCGAUUGGGCCGAUGGUGGCGAAUCAAGGAAGCCAAAAAUUCCAUCAUAGUUAUACCAUUGUUGAAAAAAUCCUCAUAAAAUGAAAGACUAUGUAUCCAAUUAAUUGUUAAAAAGAUUAAAUAAAAAUAACAAAUUCUAUAUUUUUUUCUUA
Messenger RNA from Contarinia nasturtii (swede midge), 1659 nucleotides. It is a transcript of the gene U3-55K, whose product is annotated as U3 small nucleolar RNA-interacting protein 2. The record is from RefSeq and is a predicted model, not a curated record. Gene Ontology annotation, molecular function: protein binding; snoRNA binding. Bases 168 to 1586 code for a protein of 472 amino acids. Lineage: Eukaryota; Metazoa; Arthropoda; Insecta; Diptera; Cecidomyiidae. The transcript has 6 exons. Gene Ontology annotation, cellular component: small-subunit processome.